AUGAGGAAAAAUAUGAGAGCCGUCCCCUGCUGGGCAUCGCUAGUGCCGAUUCUGCUCAUGAGCUGCGGAUUAAGCCACUGCUUCCCGGAGCCAUUUAUUUCCACAAUUGAUACUGACGCACCAACCGUCGCACCGAAAUUUAUGACUCGAGGCCAUCUCUACAAGGCCAUCAUCGGCGACUCGAUCGAGCUGCCGUGCAAAGUAAAGGACCUGGGUUCGUAUGUGUUGCUGUGGCGACGGGGGACCUCGGUGCUUACGGCGGCUAAUUUAAUGGUGACACGUGAUCCGAGAUUCAAGCUGGUCGAGGGCUACAACCUGCAGAUAGCGAACGUGAAAAUUCAGGACGCCGGUGAUUAUAUUUGCCAGAUCGGCGAUAACGAGAGCCGGGAUCAGGUCCACACGCUCGAAAUUCUGGUGCCUCCGACGAUACGAGUGGUGCCCCAGAACCGGCAAAUCACGGCACGGAAGGGCAGCACCGUGACGCUCGAGUGCAAGGCAUCCGGCAACCCGGUUCCGGCAAUCUACUGGCACAAGAAGGAUGCCCUCGCAGCGUCGUCUCAUCUGUCGGAGAGUCCUACGCUGGUUCUGGAGCGUGUUGACCGGCAUCAUGCUGGCGUAUACCAAUGUACGGCGGACAACGGUGUGCGAGAGACGGUGCAUGUCGACAUCGAAGUGACAGUGUUGUCACCCCCGGACAUUACGGUCGAGAAGACGUGGGUUCACGCCAGCGAGGGCUUUGACAUCGAUCUGGUGUGCAUCGUGCACGGGGACGUUAACUCCGAGAUGCUCUGGUACCAAAACUCAUUUCUGCUGGAUCCAACCGAUCGGCGGUCGAUGUACUCCAGGGGAGAUAAAUACACGCUAAACAUCAGGAACUUCCAGCAGUCCGACUUUGGCAACUACAGCUGUGUGGCUGACAACGCCUUGGGCCGCACGAAGAAGUACAUCGAAGUAUCGGGCCGUCCCGGGCCGGCGGCAUUCCAGUCGGCCGCCUACAGUAACUAUCUGGAUCGCUACAACCUCACCUACACGAUAGAGUCGAUUCCACCGCUGGAUGAAAUCAAGCUGCUCUACCGAAAGCUGAUGAUGAACGAAACAUAUCAACAUCCGGGCAGCUGGGAGGACACGAUUUUAGUGCCAACAUUAACCAGAUCCGAUCCUACACAUUUUAUUAUGUCGCAUGUGAUAAAGGGGCUUUCGCCGAACUCCGUCUACGAGGUGAUGAUCCAGGCGCGAAACGUGCACGGCUGGAACGAGAUCAGCGACAUUCACCAGUUCUACACGCGCAACUUUGAACUCACACCGAACGAGCUAGAGUUUGUGAUGAGUUCCAUCUCCAACAGUGGCCACUGGAAAAUGUUUUCCCUCGAGACCAGCCUACGGAUGCUCGCGGCUUCUCUGACAGUUCUAUUAAUUCUCCGUUGGUCAACAACCGUUCGCUAA
Molecule: messenger RNA, 1443 nt
Organism: Anopheles coustani
Lineage: Eukaryota; Metazoa; Arthropoda; Insecta; Diptera; Culicidae
Product: lachesin-like
Exons: 10
Coding region: 1-1443 (480 amino acids)
Biological process (GO): homophilic cell-cell adhesion; synapse organization
Cellular component (GO): axon; plasma membrane; neuronal cell body
Molecular function (GO): protein binding; axon guidance receptor activity
Source: RefSeq, a predicted model, not a curated record